CAGUCAGGACAGUUCAACGAAGACAUGAUCCCGACAGUGGGCUUUAACAUGAGGAAGAUCACCAAGGGGAACGUUACCAUAAAGCUCUGGGACAUAGGUGGCCAGCCACGGUUUCGCAGCAUGUGGGAGCGGUACUGCCGUGGAGUGAGUGCCAUCGUGUACAUGGUGGAUGCUGCCGACCAGGAGAAGAUAGAGGCCUCUAAGAAUGAACUGCACAACCUGCUCGACAAGCCGCAGCUCCAGGGCAUCCCGGUCCUAGUCCUGGGGAACAAGCGAGACCUGCCCGGUGCCUUGGAUGAGAAGGAGCUCAUUGAGAAGAUGAACCUCUCCGCCAUCCAGGACCGAGAGAUUUGUUGCUACUCCAUCUCCUGCAAAGAAAAGGACAACAUCGACAUCACCCUACAGUGGCUUAUCCAGCACUCGAAGUCUAGGAGAAGCUGAGAUCCCGCUGACUGCGGCUCGGAUUGGGAAGAUGCCAUUGUACAAGCCCAUGCCCCUUCUUUCUCCUGCUCUGUCCCUCCAGCUCUCUCUCUAGAUGGGUAUUUUUAGGGGACCCCAGACUCCACUCGCAUUGAGGUGGAGCCCUUGUUUUUAUUGUAAAGAAAAUGUCCGACUCUGCCCUCCUCUCCUCUCCUCUCUCUGUCUCUUCCUCCCAUUUUGGCACUGUUCUGUUGUUGUCUGUGUAUACAGUAUAUAUAUAUGUAUAUAUAUUUUAAUUUUUUUAAUUUAAGCGAUAGCGCUGUUACUAAACUGGGCCCUGUGAGCGGUAGAAAGGCUGUGGGCUCCCUGAGGCUAGCAGAGGG
Molecule: messenger RNA, 803 nt
Organism: Charadrius vociferus (killdeer)
Lineage: Eukaryota; Metazoa; Chordata; Aves; Charadriiformes; Charadriidae
Gene: ARL8A
Product: ADP-ribosylation factor-like 8A
Exons: 6
Coding region: 25-441 (138 amino acids)
Biological process (GO): anterograde axonal transport; protein transport
Cellular component (GO): lysosomal membrane
Molecular function (GO): GTP binding; GTPase activity
Source: RefSeq, a predicted model, not a curated record